This is a messenger RNA of Perca fluviatilis (European perch), 5319 nucleotides long. Its product is annotated as zinc finger protein 37-like. Bases 331 to 3297 code for a protein of 988 amino acids. Lineage: Eukaryota; Metazoa; Chordata; Actinopteri; Perciformes; Percidae. Gene Ontology annotation, biological process: regulation of transcription by RNA polymerase II. The record is from RefSeq and is a predicted model, not a curated record. The transcript is spliced from 3 exons. Gene Ontology annotation, molecular function: RNA polymerase II cis-regulatory region sequence-specific DNA binding; DNA-binding transcription factor activity, RNA polymerase II-specific. Gene Ontology annotation, cellular component: nucleus.
GCCCUCCUAGGAACCAUAGACAGCUAGUCGCAGUAGUAGCUAAUAGGGCUUGUUGUUUGCGGAAGUAAAUAGAAAACUGAGAACGCACGUUCAGUUCAGCUCAGAAAAGUUUUACGAAGUUUUAGUGAGGAAAAAGUCUCUCCAUUUUUAAUCCAACAAUGUAUUCAGUCCAAAGUAUGAGACGGUUUGUCUGUGAUCGACUCACUGCGGCUGCUCAAGAAAUAUUGGGAGCCUUUGAAAAUAAAGUAGAAGGUUACGAGGCAGAAAUCGCUCGUCAGCGCAGACUGUUGGAUGCCGUUUUGACACCCGAGAUAAAGUUACACCGGACAGAUGGAUUUUGAAUGCAGGACCCUUACUUGUAUUGGAGUAUUACUUGGCGAUCCGAGUACUUAUUCCACUACUGACGAGUUUUCACUGACACCUGUCCAUAAGGUGGAGCAGGAGGAGGUUCUCCUGAUUCAGCAUCAGCAACGUUCCAGUUUGGUCCCACAAGAUCCUCCACCGAUUAAAGAAGAACAUGAAGAAAUGUGCAUCAGUCGGGAACGACCACAGCUUGCACAACAACAGGAGACUGAAGCCUCUAAGUUAACUCCAACUUGUGAGGGAAGUGUCCACAGUGGCCAGUCUCAGCCUUUGGUCCCUGACCAAACGGAGAGUGCAUCAAAUAAAGAUUCUCAAUCCAGCACCUCAAACAACAAUGUAUUAUCUGGAUCUGACAGGGAGAGUUCUCCAGCACCAGGCACUGACCACCAACUCCUCUCUCACAACUCUUGUGUGAGAGCUGAGAGCCAAGAUCACAUAACUUGUAACCAUGGAAGUGCAACACCGACUAGACUUAUUGAGUCAGCACCAAAUAACAAAAGCAAUGACAAGAACACAACAUCAGCUACAAGUACUGAGGAAGCAUCAAAUAAUAAACAUAAGAAAGGGAUGCCAUCAUCAAGUGGAAACAGGGAGCCAAUGCUAAAUAAGAAACAUAAUCAUGAGAACACAACGUUAAUCACAAGUACUGAGACAACACCAGAAAAGAUUGGUGAUGGGAGCGCAAAAUCCAAUGGAGGUACUGAGCCAACACCAAAUAAGAAACCAGAUAGUGGAAAAACAGCAUCAGCUAAAAGUACUGAGCCAACACCCCAUAGUAAAGGUAACAAUGAGAGCACAACAUCAAAUGAGAAACCAACAUCAAAAGGAAAUAGUGAACCAACACUAAAUAAGAAAAGCGAAGGUGGGAGACCACCCUCAACUGGAAGUGUUGAGCCAACAGCCAAUAAGAAGACAUCACCUACAGAUGUUGCACCAACAGCACCCCAUAAGAAAUGUAACGAUAAGACCAAAACAUCAACUAGAGGCAGAGAGCUAACACCAAAUGAGAAAUGUAAUGAUGACGAGCCAACAUCAAAGGGAUACCGUGAGCCAACACCAACUACGAAAAGCACAGAUGGGAGACCAACCUCACCUGGAAGUGUUGAGCCAACAUCAAGUAAGAAAAGUAACAAUGAGAAGACAGCAUUAGGUAAAAAUACUGAACCAACACCAAAUAGGAAAUGUAACGAUAAGACUACAACAUUAACUAGAGGCACAGAGCUAACACCAAAUGAACAAUGUAAUGAUGAGGACAUGACCUUAAAUGAAGAUACUGAGCUAAUACCAAAUGAGGAAUGUGAUGAUGAUGAUGAUGACCCAACAUCAAAGGGAAACUGUGAACCAGCACCAAAUAAGAGAAGCAAAGAUGGGAGACCAACCUCACCUGGAAGUGUUGAGCCAUCACCAAGUAAGAAAUCUAACAAUGAGAAGACAACAUCAGCUAAAAGAACUGAUCCAACAGCAAAUAGGAAAGCCGAUGAUGGGAAAGCAACAUCGACUUCAAGUACUAAACCAGCACCAAAUAAGAGAAGCAAAGAUGGGAAACCAACCUCACCUGGAAGUGUUGAGCCAGCACCCAGUAAGAAAAGUAACAAUGAGAAGACGUUAGCUAAAAAUACUGAACCGACACCAAAAAAGAAAUGUAAUGAUAAGGCCACAACGUCUACUAGAGGCACAGAGCUAACACCAAAUGAACAAUGUAAUGAUGAGGACCCAACAUCAAAGGGAAAUAAUGAGCCAAGACCAAAUAAGGAAAGCAAAGAUGGGAGACCAACCUCACCUGGAAGUGUUGAGCCAGCACCAAGUAAGAAAUCUAACAAGACAACAUCAGCUAAAAGUGCUGAUCCAACGCCAAAUAAGAAAGGUAAUGACAAGACCACAGCGUCAGCCAGAGGCACAGAGUUAACACCAAAUAAGAAACCUAACAAUGGAAAAACAAUGUCUACAAGAAGCAUGGAGUCCUCACCACGUAAGAGACCGAACGAUGGGAGCACGACAUCGGCUACAAGUGCUGAAACUACACCAAAUAAGAAACCCACCGACGGUAGCACAACAUCAGAUGGAAGUACUGACCAAACAUCCAAAAAAAGACACAAGAAUGAGAAGACAACAUCAGCCAGAAGCACAGAGCGAACACAAAGUGAGAAAAGUAACAAUGAGAGCACAGCAUCAAGUGGAGGCACUGACCCACCACCAAAUAAGAAACAUAGGAAGGCAUCAGGCGGUACCGAGGGUGACGAUAACCCUUUCAAGUGUGACCGGUGCGGUAAAGUGACGACCAAUUUCAAAAACUACAAGUUUCAUAUGAAAUCCCACACUGUUGAGAAGAAAUACAAAUGUGACACUUGCGGGUUAAUGUUCAGGGAGAGUUGGGAUUUGAACAAACAUACGAUAGUUCACUCUGCUGAGAAGCCUUUCAAAUGCAAGGUUUGCGGGAAUGGAUUUAACCGGCGUUAUAAUCUCGACCUGCAUCUCCGGGUUCACUCUGGGGAAAAGCCGUACAAAUGCAACACCUGUGACAAAAGCUUCAGCGCAUUAGUGAAUAUGAAGAAGCACAUGAGAAUUCACACAGGUGAGAAGCCUUACACCUGCAGCGACUGCGGGAAAGAGUUUGCAGAUUCGUCGUCUUUCAAAAAUCAUCAGCGGGUGCACACGGGGGAAAAGCCAUUCAAGUGUUCCUUUUGCAAGAGAAGAUUUGCGACCAGGACGACUUUGAGAAGGCACACCAGAACACACACAGGCGAAAAGCCCUACACGUGCGAUGUGUGUCACAGAGCAUUUAGUUAUAGAACGGACCUGAAGGGACACAUGAGGACACAUACUGGGGAGAAGCCUUACAAAUGCAGUACUUGUGAAGAAAAGUUCUCCACUUGGACAAAACUCAACAAACACAAGAAUGUACACACAAGUGAUGCACAAAGCUCCACUGCUUAAAAGCCUGUGUGAGUUUGAUAUACCAUGCUUAUGAUAAAAGUAGAUGAAAUGCACUACGUAGUAGUGCACUGAGUAGAAUUGCUACUGCUAUUUUGACAUUUUAUUUUAAAGAGCACUCCACCGAUUUCCGAUUGCCCAUAACUGUCGUACUCAUAGUUGACAGUUUAAAAAAAAAAUAUAUAUAUAUAUAUAUAUAUAUAUAUAUAUAUAUAUAUAUAUACUGUAUAUACUCAGCAACAAAAGAAACGUACUGUCACUUUCAAGUGCUUUUAUAUUUUAAGCAAACUUAACAUAUGCAAAUAUUUGCAUGAAUGAAACUAAGACAUAAACUGAACAAUUUUCACAGACAUGUCACUAACAGAAAUGGAAUAAUCUAUCCCUGAACAAAGGGGGGGGGGUCAAAAGUAGCCCUCAGUAUCUGGCCACCAGCUGCAUUAAGUACUGCAGUGCAUCUCCUCCUCAUGUACUGCACCAGACUGACUGGCCAGUUCUUGCGGUUGUUUUUGCCAUCCUGUAGGUGUGAUAUUCGGAUGUACUGAUCCUAUGCAGGGGUUGUUACACGUGGUCUGCCACUGUGAGGAUGAUCAGCUGUGCUUCCUGUCUCCCUGUAGCGCUGUCUUAGGCAUCUCACAGUAGGGACAUUGCAAUGUAUUGCCCUGGCCACUUCUGCUGUCCUCAUGCCUCCUUGCACCAUGCCUCUUUGCACCAUGCCUUAGGCAAGCUCACACAGUCAGUAGAAAGGUCUCUUUACUUUCCUAAUUUUCUUUUAACUGUGACCUUAAUUGCCUACCGCCCUUAAGCUGUUAUUGUCUUUUUGACCGUUCAACAGGUGUUUGUUCAUUAAUUGUUUAUGAUUCAUUGAACAAGCAUGGAAAACAUUGUUUAAACCCUUUACAAUUUACAAAGUUAUUUAGAUUUUUACAAAAGUAUCUUUAAAAUACAGUGUCCUGAAAAAGGGGCGUUUCUUUUUUUGCUGAGUUAUAUACGUAUAUAAAAAUCGAUGCAGCAGAACCAGAAAUAUUGUUUCAAUGUAUACAUUCUAGUCAAUCUGGCGCCUACAUUAUCCACAAUGCAACACAAUUGCAGUUGGGUCAACAGUUGCCUUGAGCCUUGAACCACUAGCCUAAGUCGGAGAUGAGGAAUCGACUAUCUCACCCCCAGACAUUCUUAUGUCUAAAUAGAAUAUUACAACUUUUUCCACAUGUGCAUUUGUAUUCCCCAAGAGCUGUAUACAGACUUUGUAAAGUCAGUGGAGUUCCUUUUUAUAACACCUUUUAUUAACGCCUUUAUUGUAAAUAAAACCAUAAUGCCUUGUUUUUGUUGAGUUUAGUGUUUUAGCUCGGGUCUGACUGAUGAAAUACAAUCCAGAAAGGUUAUUGAAUAAAUGAUUUAUGAGUUUGAAGUCUUUGCCAAAAGACUGUACAAUCAUUUUAUUGACAAUCAUGAUUUCUUUUUUUUAACCUUUUUUGUUGAUCUCGCAUGUAUUUGACUGGCCAACAUGGUUCUUUGCGGGAUAAAGUUGCAGUUGUGUUACAGCAAGUUUGAUUCAGCUUUAUCUUUGUGGUCUCAAUGAAAUGACUGCUGGAAGUGCUAAUGUCUGUCUGAACACAGCCUUAUAUCUGGCGAUCUGAUGAUAGUGAAAAUGAAUUCUGUAUGUCACCGCGGUAACUUUGGAAGGCUUCAAUUUAAGCAAAUGCAUGUUGUUGAUUAUGUUUUUCGGUGUCCGUUAUUUAACAAAAGUCUGAAUGGUGGGAAUCUUGUUCAAUCUUAAUCCAAUUUAUCAUUGUUUUAAGCAGAGUUCAUAUAAUUGAUUGUACUGGGAAAAUGAAAAGAAACGUGUCUUUGUUGUGUAAAUGCCUUGACUUUUAUGUACUUUUGCCUUUAAUUUUUAAACUGCAGCCUAAUUGUCUAGUCUACAGUACAGCACACUUGUUCUGUAAAACUUACUAAGUGAAUGUAUUUGAAACAUUUUACUUUAUACAUUUUUAAUACAUUUAAUAAAUUGUAAUUAUUUUCCUUAAA